CAUGCUGCACUCGAUAAUUUAUUCCAUUUUCCCGCGGAAUUGCUAUUAUUAUUAUUGUUUUGAGCAAACAAAAAGUAAAAGUUAAACAUAGUUUAUUGCCGUUUCGGGGUUGCAAUUUAAACGCUAGUUAACGUUGUGAACGUGCGCGGCCUACAAAAUGAACAGUGACAAAGUGAAAAACGGCAACAACGAGGCCGAAGACUCCGACGACUCAUGCGGCGACGAAUCGGCCAGCUAUACCACCAACAGCACCACGUCGCGCAGCAAGUCGCCCUCGUCCAGCACGCGGAGCAAGCGUCGCGGCCGCCGCAGCACCAAAUCGAAGCCAAAGAGCCGCGCCGCCUACAAAUACGACACUUUCGUGAAGGAGAACCAUGGAGCCAACAUAUUCGGCGUCGCUUUUAACACGCUGCUGGGCAAGGAGGAGCCGCAGGUGUUUGCCACCGCCGGCAGCAACCGGGUGACGGUGUACGAGUGCCCGCGGCAGGGCGGGAUGCAGCUGCUACACUGCUAUGCCGAUCCGGAUCCCGAUGAGGUAUUCUACACCUGUGCCUGGUCAUACGACCUGAAGACCUCAGCUCCACUCCUGGCAGCGGCUGGUUACCGCGGCGUCAUUCGAGUGAUUGAUAUUGAGCAAAACGAGGCGGUGGGCAACUACAUUGGCCACGGCCAGGCCAUCAAUGAGCUCAAAUUCCAUCCGCACAAGCUGCAGCUGUUGCUCUCCGGCAGCAAGGAUCAUGCCAUUAGGCUGUGGAACAUCCAAAGUCACGUCUGCAUUGCCAUUCUGGGUGGCGUGGAGGGACAUCGCGACGAAGUGCUAUCCAUAGACUUCAAUAUGCGAGGAGAUCGCAUUGUGUCCAGCGGCAUGGAUCACUCGCUGAAGCUGUGGUGUCUGAAUACACCCGAAUUCCAUCACAAGAUCGAACUAUCGAAUACAUUUAGCCAGGAGAAGUCCACCUUGCCCUUUCCCACGGUGACCAAGCACUUUCCGGACUUCUCUACGCGGGACAUACACAGGAAUUACGUGGACUGCGUCCAGUGGUUUGGCAACUUCGUACUUUCCAAGUCCUGCGAGAAUGCUAUCGUUUGCUGGAAGCCCGGACAACUGCAUCAAAGCUUCGAACAGGUAAAGCCAAGCGAUUCCUCCUGUACAAUCAUCGCCGAGUUCGAGUACGACGAAUGUGAGAUUUGGUUUGUGCGUUUCGGAUUCAAUCCCUGGCAAAAGGUGAUUGCUCUGGGCAACCAGCAGGGCAAAGUUUAUGUUUGGGAGCUGGAUCCCAGUGAUCCGGAGGGUGCGGUUAUGACCACACUGAGUAAUACGCGCAGCGUAUCCACCGUGCGACAAAUCGCCUUCUCCAGGGACGCCAGCGUCCUGGUCUACGUGUGCGAUGAUGCCACUGUGUGGCGCUGGAAUCGUAGACAGGCGGCUGCCAUCUGAACAAGGGGCUAUCAUAACCAUUGCUGAACCACACACACCAAAUCUCACGUGGCCAAAUUUUACAGAAUUUUUCCCCGACAUAGUUCCUAGUUGUUAAGAGUUAGGUUAUAGUUAUAGGAGCAGUUCCCAGCCACUUACUACGUUCCAAAUAAUCAAUAAAUAGGUUUCCAAAAUGGCAGGAGAUCCAAAACUUAA
Drosophila serrata is the source of this 1633-nucleotide messenger RNA. It is a transcript of the gene esc, whose product is annotated as extra sexcombs. The record is from RefSeq and is a predicted model, not a curated record. Lineage: Eukaryota; Metazoa; Arthropoda; Insecta; Diptera; Drosophilidae. Gene Ontology annotation, molecular function: protein binding.